Messenger RNA from Acanthosepion pharaonis, 942 nucleotides. Lineage: Eukaryota; Metazoa; Mollusca; Cephalopoda; Sepiida; Sepiidae. The record is from the annotation of a GenBank genome assembly.
AUGUAUAACAGCUAUCUGCAGAAUGUGAAAUUUUUUUCAUCAUUCCACUCUUAUCGAUCUAUCUAUCCCAUUCUGUUUCUAUCUAUCUAUCUAUCUAUCUAUCUAUCUAUCUAUCUCCAUCUGUUAGUCUGUUUCUAUCUAUCCAUCCCAGUCUGUUCAUAUUUAUCUGAGUCUAUUCCUAUCCAUCUCUUACCCUGUUUAUAUCUAUCCCAGUCUGUUCUUAUCUAUCUAUCUAUCUAUCUAUCUAUCUAUCCCAGUUUCCCAGCCUGUUCUUAUCUAUCUAUCUCAGUCUGUUCAUAUCUAUCUAUCUAUCUAUCUAUCUAUCUAUCUAUCUAUCUAUCUAUCUAUCUCAGUCUGUUCAUAUCUAUCAACAUGUAUCUAUCUAUUGCAGUCUGUUCAUUAUCUAUCUAUCUAUCUAUCCUAGCCUGUUCAUAUCUAUCAACAUGUAUCUAUCUAUCCCAGUCUGUUCAUAUCUAUCUAUCUAUCUAUCUAUCUAUCUAUCUAUCUAUCUAUCUAUCCCACCUGUUCAUAUCUAUCUAUCUAUCUAUCUAUCUAUCUAUCUAUCUAUCUAUCCUAGACUGUUCAUAUCUAUCAACAUGUAUCUAUCUAUCCCAGUCUGUUCAUAUCUAUCUAUCUAUCUAUCCUAGCCUGUUCAUAUCUAUCAACAUGUAUCUAUCUAUCCCAGUCUGUUCAUAUCUAUCUAUCUAUCUAUCUAUCUAUCUAUCUAUCUAUCUAUCUAUCUAUCUAUCCCAUUUGUUUAUAUCUAUCUAUCUAUCUAUCUAUCUAUCUAUCUAUCUAUCUAUCUAUCCUAGCCUGUUCAUAUCUAUCAACAUGUAUCUAUCUAUCCCAGUCUGUUCAUAUCUAUCUAUCUAUCUAUCUAUCUAUCUAUCUAUCUAUCUAUCUAUCUAUCUAUCUAUCUAUCAAAAGAUGAUAAAAAGAUAA